Molecule: messenger RNA, 1686 nt
Organism: Anopheles cruzii
Lineage: Eukaryota; Metazoa; Arthropoda; Insecta; Diptera; Culicidae
Gene: Tes
Product: testin
Exons: 2
Coding region: 1-1686 (561 amino acids)
Molecular function (GO): zinc ion binding
Source: RefSeq, a predicted model, not a curated record
AUGGCCGAGUCGGGAAUAGAAUCGCCAGCCGCCCCCGAGUGGCUGGUGAAACUGGAGAGCCGCCGGGAGCAGAUAAAAGCCAAGCUGAGUCACGAAAGUGGCAACGGCGCUCCGUGCAUUGCGUGCGGAAGCGCGUGUCCGGGGCUUGAUCUACACUUCUGGCGGAAGAUCUGCCGGAACUGCAAAUGCCGCAAGGAACAGCACGAUUGCAUCGACGACGAUGCGAGCGGCUGGGCGCAGUUCGAGAUCCUUGGUGCCAUUCGCUCGAAGCCAGCGUACAUUCGCAUCUCGGAGCUGACCGAUAAGCCGGUCCAGCUGACCUGGGUGCCACCGAACGUGACGCCCGAGUUGGCCACGGACUAUAUGCGCACUCUCGGGGAGCAAAACAUUCCUAUCGUCGGUAGCGAGGCCGCGGAGAAGCGUAAACAGCAGCUCGAGUACCAGGUUCCCGCGCACGAUCUGGACACCAACCUGUGCCAUAACCUGACGCCGUACGAAGCGGGUCAGCUGAGCGAUUACGUGGAGAAAAUUAAGACCCACUGCGUGGGACAGGGUACAGUGAUGAGAGUCGGUGGUGAAAGUGCAGGUGCGGUGCAGUACGGCACAGUCGUCCAGCAGCAAGAACCGAAACCAGCACCAUCGGCGGGCCAGCCGGAGAACAGGCGUCCAGAUUUCAUGGAAAGUCCCGCACUUUCCGACAAAAUGAAGUACAAACUCAACCUGAUGGGUAUCGCCAGCUCGGAAAUGGUACACCAAGCGCUUCGCUUCGAUCCGGCCGUCGUAUUAUCUGGCAGGCAAAACUUUCCGGAACCGAUCGUCAAGUUCCACCGGGAGUAUCAGUCGAAUCCAAAGUUCCGGGCGGAGAUGGAUCACUUCGUGGAGGAAACACCUCCACCGCUGCCAGAGUCAAGUGUACCCCAGCCCUCCAGUGGACUCCGUUCCGAUGCCGGCCCAAUCGUGCCUUCCGGUAGCAACGAUUCCGGGUUUGCUUCCAUUCCCGUUAGUCCGGCUCGUGAUGAUCCGUCAGCCGCGCCGCUGCUUGGUCCGAUGGAAGCGAUGAAACUGACGGAUGCACCAGCUGCGAAGCUCGUACAGAACGCGGUUGCUACGCAACGCUGCACCGGCUGCAGUCAGCCUUUCGCACCGGGCGAGGUAGCCGUCAAGGUGGACCGAGCGAGCAGCGAGCGUUCGAUAUGGCAUCCGCAGUGCUUCAAGUGUGAACGGUGCGGGGAACUGCUGGCCGAUCUGGUGUACUUCUACCAUGCCGGGGCCAUCUACUGUGGGCGCGAUUUAGCGGUCAUCCUGAAGAUUCCACGUUGCGCCGCCUGCGAUGAGUUGAUCUUCACGAAGGAGUACACGGCGGCCGAAGGGGCCACGUUCCACGUGCGACAUUUCUGCUGCUAUCACUGUGACGGGCCACUGGCGGGUCAGCAGUACGUGAUGGAGGAACGUUCGUCGCAGCCUCUUUGCCUUCCGUGCUACGAUAGACAUUACGCGCAAACGUGCAGCACGUGCCAUCGGUGUAUUGGGCCGGCGGAGCAGGGCGUCGGGUGGGACAAGAUCCACUGGCACAAGGAGUGCUUCCGGUGCAGCGGAAAGCACUGCCAAAAGUCGCUCAUCGGUGGGCGGUUUUGUGUAAAGGCCAAUCAGCCGUACUGCAGUGCGCAGUGCACGAAGGACAUGUGA